Mustela erminea (ermine) is the source of this 3297-nucleotide messenger RNA. RefSeq names its product AE binding protein 2 (gene AEBP2). Gene Ontology annotation, biological process: regulation of transcription by RNA polymerase II. Bases 216 to 1760 code for a protein of 514 amino acids. The record is from RefSeq and is a predicted model, not a curated record. Gene Ontology annotation, cellular component: ESC/E(Z) complex. The transcript has 9 exons. NCBI's taxonomy places the organism in Eukaryota, Metazoa, Chordata, Mammalia, Carnivora, Mustelidae.
CGCGCAACCGUCUCCGCGUGAGUGCGCGCAGUGGCGCGCCUGUCCCCGCGCGGGCUCCGUAGCGCGUGUGCAGGCUGACGCAGCUCGCGGGCCCUCCUCCUGCUCUGCGGCGGCGGCGGCGGAAUUUUGGGCGUUUGGGAGGGGGCGAGGGAGCUAGAGUCAGGCGAGGGAGGCGGCGGCGGGGAGGAGGAGGAGGAGGUGGAGCAGGCGCCGCCAUGGCCGCCGCUAUCACCGACAUGGCCGACCUGGAGGAGCUCUCUCGCCUGAGCCCUCUGCCCCCCGGCAGCCCGGGCCCGGCGGCGCGGGGCCGGGUUGAGCCCCCCGAGGAGGAUGAGGACGAGGAGGAGGAGGAAGAGGAGGCCGAGGCCGAGGCGGUGGCAGCGCUGCUGCUGAACGGCGGCAGCGGUGGGGGCGGAGGCGGCGGCGGAGUGGGGGGCGGCGAGGCGGAGACGAUGUCGGAGCCGAGCCCCGAGAGCGCCAGCCAGGCCGGGGAGGACGAGGACGAAGAAGAGGACGAGGAGGAGGAGGACGAGAGCAGCAGCAGCGGCGGGGGCGAGGAGGAGAGUAGCGCCGAGAGCCUGGUGGGCAGCAGCGGCGGGAGCAGCAGCGACGAGACGCGCUCGCUGAGCCCCGGCGCCGCCAGCAGCAGCAGCGGGGAUGGGGACGGCAAGGAGGGCCUGGAGGAGCCCAAGGGACCGCGGGGCAGCCAGGGCGGCGGCGGGGGCGGCAGCAGCAGCAGCAGCGUCGUCUCUAGUGGCGGCGACGAGGGAUACGGGACCGGGGGCGGCGGAAGCAGCGCGACCUCCGGGGGCCGGCGAGGCAGCUUGGAGAUGUCGUCGGACGGGGAACCCCUGAGCCGCAUGGACUCGGAGGACAGCAUAAGCAGUACUAUAAUGGAUGUAGACAGCACAAUAUCCAGUGGGCGUUCAACUCCAGCAAUGAUGAAUGGACAAGGAAGCACUACUUCUUCAAGCAAAAAUAUUGCCUAUAAUUGUUGUUGGGACCAGUGCCAGGCUUGCUUCAACUCUAGUCCAGAUCUGGCAGAUCACAUCCGUUCCAUACAUGUAGAUGGUCAGCGAGGAGGGGUAUUUGUUUGCUUAUGGAAAGGUUGUAAAGUAUAUAACACUCCGUCAACCAGUCAGAGUUGGUUACAGAGGCACAUGCUGACGCACAGUGGAGACAAACCUUUUAAGUGUGUUGUUGGUGGCUGCAAUGCCAGCUUUGCUUCUCAGGGAGGGCUAGCUCGCCAUGUACCCACACACUUCAGUCAGCAGAACUCCUCAAAAGUUUCUAGCCAGCCAAAGGCCAAAGAAGAAUCUCCUUCUAAAGCUGGGAUGAACAAAAGGAGAAAAUUAAAGAACAAAAGAAGACGCUCAUUACCACGACCACAUGAUUUCUUCGAUGCACAAACACUGGAUGCGAUAAGACAUCGAGCCAUAUGCUUUAACCUCUCAGCUCACAUAGAAAGUUUAGGGAAGGGACACAGUGUUGUUUUUCAUAGUACUGUAAUAGCUAAGAGAAAAGAGGAUUCUGGAAAGAUAAAACUUUUGCUUCAUUGGAUGCCUGAAGACAUUCUGCCUGAUGUGUGGGUGAAUGAAAGUGAACGACAUCAGUUAAAAACUAAAGUAGUUCAUUUAUCAAAGCUACCCAAAGAUACUGCCUUGCUUUUGGAUCCAAACAUAUACAGAACAAUGCCGCAGAAGAGGUUGAAGAGAACUCUGAUAAGAAAAGUGUUCAAUUUGUAUUUAAGCAAACAGUGAACGACAUUUGCAAUCAACUAAAAAUUCGUCUAUCGAAUUAGGGCUGAAAAUUUCUGUUAAAGAGUGUUGCAGUAUGUCUGGUGGCUCCCUUUUCAGGACUAGGGUUUUCUCAUGGAGUACAGUAUGUUAAUAUUUACCUUAUAUAACUAAUCUGUUAACGGUUUUUGAAAAACCUCUAUUUCCAAUUAUUUGAAUAAUCCUCAUAUUUUCAUUUUAACCUAUAUAAGCCUCUAAUUUUUUUUUUUUUGAGGAAAGCAUUUGGUUUAUGAGUUGUUUUUUCUUAACAUAAGAAAAAAAAAUUUUUUUUUUUAAAGUAUUUCAAACUGAAUCCUUUAUGCACCAAAGUUGGUUUUGAAAGGAAAAUAAAAUCACUUUCUUGCUUGGUAAGCAAGAAGCCAUAUGGAUUUUUUUUAACUUACAGAAAUGGAAAUAUGUGUAACUUGUUAGUAUUGUAUCAAACAAAUGUUGCAUAGAGAUAAUAGAACAUUGCUUGUAAAUAAUUCAGCAGAUUUGUAAUAUAUUUUUAUAUUAUGAAAUGUACUGUAGAUGUUUUUCUAGAGGCAUGAAAGUUAAAUGUAUAUAUUAUGGGUAGAAAUAAUAUUGAAGGAUAUUGUAAUUCACUAGUGCUGCCAGAGGAAUUGUUAAUAAAGCACCUUCUUUAACAAUAAAUGUCUUUGCAGACUUAAGGGACUAUGUACUACUGUUAAUAUCUAUAAGAACAAAACACAUUGAACAUCCUUCCAGAAAGUCUUUUGAGGGAGGACCUAUACCCAUAAUAGAAUUAUGGCACUCAUUUCUGACAGUGACCGUGAAAUCAAUUAUUUCCUUACUGUUGGAAGGACAUAUUGUAAAGUAUAUGUGGUUUUAUGCAGUCAAACUGCAGAAAAUACUCCUGAUUGAGGAGUUUUCACUUUACUACAGUGAUAUAAAAACCAGCAGUUUUUACACUAAAUUUUUUAAAGAAAAGAAUAGACAAAAAUAUAGAAUUAAGCCUUUGGUUCCAAAAUGGGAAAGGUUCCAUGAUACAUAAAUCAUUUCUCAUUUACUUUAAAAAAAUUUUAAAAAUAAUAAAAAUUAUGGGAGACUUUAUUCGUUAACAGUGGGGUAAAGAGCUAUAUACAUGAAAUGAGUCAUAUAAAAUUAAAUGAAGUGCAAAUAAAAGCACUGCUACUAUAAGACGUUCUGGAAUGGUUGUUUAAUAAGGGUAUUAUCCGUUUGAUCUGUAGCAAAUGUGAUUUUAUUUUUGAAGAGAAAAGCAGUGUGUUUUACUUUUUUUUUUGUUUUCUUUUGCUUAAGCACUUCAUCAUUUGCUUUAUUCUGUAUCUACGAAGUAAUCUGCAAUCUUCUUUGUUAUUUUAAAAUUUUGAUUUGUUAUAAAAUUGCCAAAUAGAAGUGUUUCAGAUAUAUAGUUUGUACCUGUAUUUUUUAUUUUAUUGCCUCAUGUUCUUGUAAGUCAUUCUUAAUUGACCGAUGAUUGUAGACCUUGCCUGAGUAUUUUUUCUAAUAAAACAAAAGCAAAUCACAUUUAGCUUCAAAA